Messenger RNA from Coturnix japonica (Japanese quail), 1341 nucleotides. It is a transcript of the gene SFRP5, whose product is annotated as secreted frizzled related protein 5. The record is from RefSeq and is a predicted model, not a curated record. Lineage: Eukaryota; Metazoa; Chordata; Aves; Galliformes; Phasianidae. Gene Ontology annotation, molecular function: Wnt-protein binding. Gene Ontology annotation, biological process: non-canonical Wnt signaling pathway; canonical Wnt signaling pathway.
UCCUUUGAAAGGGCAGCGUGGGAGGUGCCAGAGGAGCAGGCAGCGGCCGUGUGUCCCGCUCAGCAGGAGCGGCGAUGCUGCGGGCGAGCAGCCCCGCGGGCACGGUGACACUGGCACUGCUGGCACUGGCGUUGGCACCGGGAGAAGGGCAGCACUACGACUACUACGGCUGGCAGCCGGACAGCGUGCCCCGAGGGCGCUUCUACGGGCGGGAGCCGCAGUGUGUCGACAUCCCUGCGGACAUGCAGCUGUGCCACGACGUGGGCUACAAGCGCAUGCGGCUGCCCAACCUGCUGGAGCACGAGACCAUGGCCGAGGUGAAGCACCAGGCGAGCAGCUGGGUGCCGCUGCUCAACAAGAACUGCCACGCGGACACCCAGGUCUUCCUCUGCUCCCUCUUUGCUCCUGUCUGCCUCGACCGCCCCAUCUACCCGUGCCGCUCGCUCUGCGAGGUGGUGCGCGAUGCCUGUGCGCCCGUCAUGGAGUCCUACGGCUUCCCCUGGCCCGAGAUGCUGCACUGUGGCAAGUUCCCUUCCGACCACGACCUCUGCAUCGCCGUGCAGUUUGGGAACAACCAGGCCACCCCGCCACCGGUGCCCAAGAUCUGCACCCAGUGUGAGAUGGAACACAAGGCGGAUGGCAUGAUGCAGCAGAUGUGCUCCAGUGAUUUUGUGGUGAAGAUGCGCAUCAAGGAGGUGAUAGAGGAAAAUGGGGAGAGGCGCCUGGUGGCUGCCCAGAAGAAGAAGGUGCUGAAGCUGGGUCCCCUCAAGCGCAAGGACACCAAGAAGAUGGUGCUGCACAUGAGGAACACGGGCUCCUGCCCCUGUCCCCAGCUCGACAACCUAAGUGGCAGCUUCCUGGUGCUGGGGCGCAAGGUGGGCGGCCGCCUGCUGCUCCUCGCCAUCUACCCCUGGCAGAAGCAUAACAAGGAGAUGAAGUUCGCCGUCAAGUUCAUGUUUUCCUACCCCUGUCCCCUAUAUCAUCCCCUGCUCUACGGGGCUGGGCAGCACUAGGGCUCCGUCCCAGGACUCCUGCACUUGCCCUGCUCUGCAUCCCCAGUUCUGCACCCAGGCUGCAUUCAAGGAAGCCCUGAUCUGCACCCAGGACCCCUGCAGCCUCCUGAGCCCCCUACCUUCACAUAAGACCCCUGCUUGACCUCAGCUGCACCCCAGACCCCAGACCCCAUGCCCCUUCCCAGCUCCCAUACCCCCACCCUCUGUACCCACAGACUGCCCGCCCCAGCUCCCAAAAGCCCUGAGCUGCAUAGCCCCAGCUCUCCAGCACCCCACACCCUGGCCUAUCCACACUAGAGUAAAUUAUUUUGUCUGAGAUAAGCCUGCA